Molecule: messenger RNA, 1793 nt
Organism: Aureobasidium pullulans EXF-150
Lineage: Eukaryota; Fungi; Ascomycota; Dothideomycetes; Dothideales; Saccotheciaceae
Product: Oxysterol-binding protein
Exons: 3
Coding region: 173-1360 (395 amino acids)
Biological process (GO): piecemeal microautophagy of the nucleus; endocytosis; maintenance of cell polarity
Cellular component (GO): intracellular membrane-bounded organelle; cytosol; membrane
Molecular function (GO): oxysterol binding
Source: RefSeq, a predicted model, not a curated record
CUAUACUCUAUCAUAAGUACCCUACACUGUAAUAGAGCUCCAUCAGAUUCAAAGCCAGCCUCAAAGACGUCUCUGUCAACAAGAACGAAGUCAACCCAAAUCAACAACUUCGAAACCGAACCCUGAUCGACAUAUCGUAAACAGAUCAACAGAAACAACAUCAUUUUCAGCCAUGGCAGACGGAAACAGAUCAACAUUGAAAGAAUUCAUCGCGUCUAUCUCGACAAUCAAAGGCGACCUCUCAAACAUCACCGCCCCUCCAUUUUUGCUGGCAUCUCAAUCGACCGUUGAAUUUCCUUCUUACUGGUGCGAGCGACCACAAUUACUAUGUGCUCCGGCAUCUGAGCCAGACCCGCAGAAGCGCUGCUUACUGGUAUUGAAAUGGUUCCUUGCAAGUCUGAAGCGCCAGCAGUAUGCCGGUAGGGACGAGAAUGCGGGUGUGAAGAAGCCAUUGAAUGCUUUCUUGGGCGAGAUCUUCAUGGGUGCAUGGGGAGGUACGAGUGGAGAAGGAAGAACUUGCUUGAUCUCUGAGCAAGUCAGUCAUCAUCCACCCAUCACAGCAUGUUACCUUUGGAACGACGAGCAAGGUGUCAGAGCGGAAGGAUAUGCUUGUCAGAAUAUCACCUUCUCAGGUACCGUCAACAUCAAACAGAUUGGCCACGCAAUCAUCCAUCUCGACAAAUGGAACGAAGACUACCUCAUACCUCUGCCCUCGGUGAAAGUUUCUGGACUGAUCACUGGAACGCCAUACCCGGAACUUGUCGGCAGCUAUGACAUCGUGUCUUCCUCCGGCUACGUCGCAAGCGUGGACUUUUCUGGAAAGCGUCUACUAGGUCUGGCAGGCAAGAAGAACGGUCUGCACGCGGCUGUAUACUCAGCAGACGACAGCAGUCGCAAGCACCCGAUUUAUACUCUGGACGGCAGCUGGAACGACGUCUUCACUAUUCGCGACGAGAAGAACAAUUCAGUUGUUGAGGAUUUCGACACAAAUGCCCAUCCACCGCUGCCAGUCCAAGUACCUGACGAUCCGACUCUGGACCCCUACGAAAGCAGAAAAGCAUGGGGACCAACUAUCUCCGCAUUGAACUCUGGCAACAUGCAAGCCGUUGUUGAUGCAAAAAGCAAAGUCGAGCAAGGCCAACGUGAGAUGAGAAAGAAAGAAGAGGCAGAAGGCAAGACCUGGACGCCACUUUUCUUCCAAAAGGUACAAAGCGAGUCAAGGCUUGAGAAGCUGAAGAGUGCGGCACACGGAGAUGCAGAGAUGGAUGGUACGCAGGGCAUCUGGCGUUGGGUAGGCACAGAGAAGGCCGAAAAAGUUGACAGGCCCUUCCAUGGAGAUCUCAUACCAUGGUUGACCUAAUUCGAAAGGGUCGAUUGAUUCAGCAAGUAAGGAUGACCUUGGACACGGAUAUACAUCGAGACUACGCCACACCCGCAUAGCGGUAGAUUUCCCGCCUACCAUUCGAGAUGGUCAAUCAAGCGGACUCAGAGAGUCAGAUUUUCAAUGUAGCAAACCUAUCGUGGACUAUGGCAGUGUCUAGCUCGCAUCGGCCAGCAGAAGUCAACCUUGACUUGUUCAAUGCCAUUGCUCACCACGAAGAGGCAUAUCAGCAAGCGAUAGAUAGUAUGGCAAAGUAAAUGGAGCAAAGACGGGAGAGCUGCUCUCGCAUUUGAGAGAACCAUGGAGAACUCUGCAGACCGUCAUCGUGAUACCAGAGUACUCGGCACGACCGGCCGGAGCUGUAUCAUUAUCUUCAUGUUCGGUACCCGAGAAUCAACAAGUGAUAACGUGC